CUCUAGCACUCUCACACAUCGCCGCUGUCUCAUACGCUUCUAUCUACUGCACAAACCACGCUGUAAACCGCUUGAAACUCGUCUUCCGCCAAUCACUUGAACCUUUCGCGCUCCACGGCCCACCUCUUCUCACACUCCCUCGCUACCCCGCCCUCUCCAGAGCUCCCUCUUUUCCUCGCACUCGCAACUUUCCUUAACCCCGAAAUGGCUGGCUGGCUCGACUUCUUCUCGCUCCUAUUCACAACCGCCCUGUUUGUAGGCGUCGUCAUUGGCGUCAUAUACGCGGGGCGCGCAAUCUCUCAAGCUGUGGAGUCAACCAAGAGUUCGCUAAAAGACAAAGGCAUCAACAUCUCCGACAAGGGCGUCUCGGUGAAAACGAAACAAUACAACCGCAGCGACUACCUCGACUCGACGCAACGUGGCGUCAUCAAAGCCCUCAACGCAUCCUCCUUCGGCACCGAGCAAAAGCAGAAACAAGGCGCCAGCCUCGGCGUACGCUCCGCAGCGUCGCGCUCGCGCACGUCAGUGAAUUCUGUCGGUUCGAAAUAGAGCACCAGCCAGGCGCGCUUGUCGAGCACUCGGCGCACAGGGCUGGGGUAAGGCACCGCAGGGGCUGUACUCGCUUACUCGUAUCUUCUUUGCACUUUUUAUUUCCUUUAUUUCUUCGCAUGACCACCGUCCGUCCAUCCAACUUUCUCCAUUUCUUCGUCUUCGUCUGCGUCUAUAACUUAUUAUUUCACCAAAACUCCUUGAUUUACUCGGUAUCGAUAUCGAUAGCUGUGUAGUGCAUACGUGUUUAGGGUUGUGGCAUGGUAUGGCGUAUUUACGAGAUUAUCAC
Molecule: messenger RNA, 838 nt
Organism: Coniophora puteana RWD-64-598 SS2
Lineage: Eukaryota; Fungi; Basidiomycota; Agaricomycetes; Boletales; Coniophoraceae
Exons: 5
Coding region: 205-549 (114 amino acids)
Source: RefSeq, a predicted model, not a curated record